AUGCCUGAACAAGUGCACAUCUUUUCGGAGUUCGAGGAUCCGGAGCGGAUCCAGUACAUCAACGAGAUCGCUGCCAGACAGCCUGGGAUCUUUAAAACCGUCAGACGUGCGAGCCUCUUUCCACUAUGGUUCGCAGAGAAGGAGCUUCUUCGCAAAAUUGCCACCGAUGCCGAUAACAGCCAUCUCCAGCGGUUGACCACACGCCAGCUGCAGACCCCCUUACUGGGCUUGGGAUAUGAUCCAGUCGCGGCAACAUAUUCCGGGGAAAUCAAGUGGGACCCAGCUCUAGUGGACAAUGUUUUGAAACGUGAUCAGCGACAGUGUGUCUUGACCAAGUACAGGCAAUUUGGUAUCGAAGCAGCCCACAUUGUGCCCUCCAAACUACACCGAUAUACGCAAGGUUUUCUUUGGCUCGUGUUAUCGGAAUACUGGCCCUUGAAGUCAAAAGCUUGGUCAGAGGCAAUUCUACGAAAGGGAUGGGGGGACAACUGCUUCAAUACUGAGCGACUCACUAACAUGCUCACGCUUAAUCAAAUGAUCCAUUGGCAUUGGGAGAAUUGCCAUUGCGCAUUUUAUCCUAUUCGGGUCGCCGAUGACAAGAAGAGUAUGGAUCUUUCAUUUCACUGGCUACCCUCUGCAAAGGGGAUGAAAGCGAGUGAUUGGGUUCAUCUUGACCGAAACCCUUUUGGAGAUACAAGACCUCUUGAGGCUUGGGGAACAAAUGUCGCGGCAUUCAACGUAGAGACAAGGCAAUUAAUAUCCUCUGGGGAUAUCUUUACAAUCACCACACCAGACCCAGAAAAGCUCCCAUUGCCAUCAAUAGAGCUGCUUGAAAUGAUGUGGCAUUUGAAACGUAUCGCUUCGAUGCGAGGACAGGAUGAUGAAGAGGAAGAAAAGAAUGAAGAGGAUGAAGAUGAUGAUGAAGAGGACGAAGAGGACGAAACAGAUGAAUAG
This is a messenger RNA of Penicillium malachiteum, 954 nucleotides long. RefSeq names its product HNH endonuclease signature motif containing protein. Lineage: Eukaryota; Fungi; Ascomycota; Eurotiomycetes; Eurotiales; Aspergillaceae. The record is from RefSeq and is a predicted model, not a curated record. The transcript has 2 exons. The coding region runs from base 1 to 954 and encodes 317 amino acids.